Stylophora pistillata is the source of this 2590-nucleotide messenger RNA. Its product is annotated as sodium/potassium-transporting ATPase subunit beta-1. Gene Ontology annotation, cellular component: sodium:potassium-exchanging ATPase complex. Lineage: Eukaryota; Metazoa; Cnidaria; Anthozoa; Scleractinia; Pocilloporidae. The record is from RefSeq and is a predicted model, not a curated record. Gene Ontology annotation, biological process: intracellular sodium ion homeostasis; potassium ion import across plasma membrane; sodium ion export across plasma membrane. Gene Ontology annotation, molecular function: ATPase activator activity.
ACGUGGUAGUUGUCGUCGUUUCGCGUGGUAAGGCUAGUAAGAUGGCGUACGCUAAGCAGGGACAAGAAGGAAAGACAAGGCUUGAACGUUUUCAACAAACUGCACGCGAUUUUGGGCACUUCCUUUACAAUAAAGAUGGCGAAAAUGGUGAAGUGCAGGUCAUGGGCAGAAAUGGCAAGAGCUGGGCGAAGAUCACGGUGUUCUUCUUGAUAUUUUAUGGCUGCUUAGCAGGAUUUUUCGCCUCAAUGUUAGCCAUAUUCAUGACUACGGUACCACCUCGAGAGGAAGGGCCGAAAAUGACGAGAUAUUUAGCGGGAAAACAAGGCCUUGUACCUGUCCCAUUCUAUGAAAUAAAGGACUAUGGUAAUGAAAAGGAAUCAUAUGUGGACAAAAUCAACAAACUUUUGCAACCUUACAAGGAUGCUCUUGAAAGUGAUGAUUACAACCAGAACUGUACUGAGAGUGAACGUGAAAAGGGUUCUAAGCCCUGUGCCAUGGACCUUUCUUCUCUUGGUCCCUGCUAUAGCAAUGAGACUGAUUUUGAAUAUGGCUAUGACGAAGAAAAGCCGUGCAUCUUUAUGAAGAUUAAUAGGGUGUACAAGUGGGUCCCUGAACCUAAAUCUGGCAAGGAUUAUGUGGAAUUGUCCUGCAUAUUUCAUGAAGGUGGCUCUCCGAAUCAGCUGGAAAUCUACCCAUCAGACAAGCCUGGCUUUGCUACAAGUUUUUACCCUUAUCUCUCUGAAGAAAAUUGGCUUCCCCCAAUUGCUGCCAUUAAAGUCAACACCACUAGCCCAGCAGUGAUUCGUUGUGAAGCCAUUGCCGAAAAUAUUGAGCGAUCUGAGACAUACCGUCUUAACCGAGGUGCUACAGGAAGGGUCCGUAUUGAAAUUAAGCAGAAAUAGUGAAGCAGAGGUAAAUUGUGAGGUGCAGAAUCUGAUUGCGCUCAACAAUUUAGUGACAGGUGUUUUUUUUCUUUAUUGCCACACUAGGUAAUGCCUCGUAUAUACCUUGAAUUUUGCCAUUACCUAAGUUUGAAUUGCUUUAGUUACCAUAUUCCUUAACCUAGUUCUCUCGAACUGAAUUUUUUUUAAGUUACUCCAAACUUUUGAACUAAGAUAUUUAAAUUGUAGUCAUUGAAAACUUCAAACAGAAGUGGGCUGGACAGUUUGGUUUCUGUUUGCAACAGAAUGCACCUCAGGCUUCUUAAUGAUGAGUUUUCUAAAUCUGAGUCACAUUUAACUUCCAAGGCAACACUUUUAAUAAAACUGCAGCAUCAUUGAUUAGGUAAAAUUAUGGAAAGAAAUUCUUUUAUUGUCAAACUAAGACAAACUCUUUUUAUGUUUGAGGUGGGCAGCAUUUAUUGUGUUUUCAAUUUCUUUUGUUGGCCUUACAGUUUACUAACAAGCAGUAGCUAUAUACUAUUCUAUUAGGUUAAUGGCCUCACAGUAAUUUCAUUAAAUUCAACUUGGUGUUAAAUUUUUGCAUUUGUUUAAGAUCGGUAAUGUUUUAGUCUAAGCAGCUACACAUUUGGUCAUUUUUAAUUGGAUGAAAUAUAUUUGUGAUGAAAAUUAUUCAUGUUUUAUUAACUUUUUGAUAUUUAAAGUAGUUCUGUCUUGCACAGUUUGAGACAUAUGUAUGAUGCACUAUGUGUGCAUCUAUACUUGAUUAGUUGAUUAGUGUUAAGUUAGCUUAGUCUCUUGCCAAUAAUCGAAACCCUCUUGAGGACUUUCUUGCAUUAAUGAUGAUGAUUACUAUAGUCACAUCUGUGCGGUUAUCUGUAGAAGACAAUUCAACAUUCAGAAGGUUCAGUUUCCUUUGUGUAGCUUUUUUUUGUUAAAAAGCAUGCAUUUUGAUUGACCUUGGACAGUUUUAGGCACACUACCUUUUGUUAAAUACAUGACUUCUGGUCAUGACUUAGAAAAUCACCCUUUCUAUAGGAUUUUUUUUUUUUUUAUUCAAGCACACUUUAUCAAUGUUUAUUAGCUUCUAUAUAAUAGGCAUUGCCAUAAAUUCUGUUAUCAACAUCAUGGGGAGUUAUUUGACCAUAUGCAGGGCUUAUUGAGACCAUAGCAAUCAAGUACACAGAGAGAUUGUCGAUCAGUUUCUUUUAUUAUGCAUGUACUUGUGAAGUUGAGAUGAUUAGAUGUCACCUUCAGCACCUUUCCUGAUACAUCAAACCUCGUGAUGUUUUAGACAGCCACAGUGAAGGAAUCGUUGUUUGCUGAAGGAUAGCAUAGUAAGCUUAGUAUUUGAAACUGGUCUUCAAUGUGGGAAAUCUGUUUUGAUGGCAGUGGAAGCAUUGGGAGGUAGUCGUACAUUCUAAGAUCAGUGCAGAUUGAAGAUUACAUUAGGUAGUUACUUGUGUGAAUGCUGGUAUAACUGAUGACAGUUUUCUGUCCCAUAAAAUUUGUUGAUGCAUCCUAGUGCCAUAUUAUACUAAGUGUCAUUUAAACUUAGUCUUUUCAAUUGAAAAAUCACAAACCCUUAGUAUGUUACUGAUGCAAUUUUUUUAUAAUGUUCCUGAUAAUUUUUUCACUGUGGUCUUGCUUGUUAUCAAGGGUCGUAUUAAAGGUGUCUUAAAUUUACUGAG